AUGUGGUCCAUCGUACUCGGCUCAAACAGACGAAUUGGCUAUGAGAUUUUAGACCUGGACUUGGAACAGUCUGAGUUUUGUACUACUGAUGUUCUUUCAGUCUCUCCACGUUCUUCACAAUUUUCCAUACAUCAUAAGAAGGAGUCGACGUUCUGCGGUCCAUUUGAAUCGCUGACGACUCGUAAUGGAACUAUGCAAAAUGGUCGCAUCUUUAUCAGAUACACUAAUUCCGAGGAGAAAAAUAAGGGCUUCAAAAUGCGCAUUUUUGAAAUAUCCGAGGACUGCAGUUCCGAAAACUUGUUUGUAGAUGAAGAAAAUUUCAGUUGUGGUUGCGAUGAAUGCGAUUGGCUUGAAAUCCGUGAUGGACCAACGGAGCAUGCUCCACUUAUUGGCAGAUACUGUAACGUCUAUGCACCGUCUACAAUAUAUUCUACGGGUAACUUCCUGUUUGUACGAAUAAGGACGGAUUCGUAUGCUGCUAGUAACGGUUUUACCGCAAUCUACGAAUUGGCAUCCUGCGGUGGUACGGUAGUACUUCGACCUGGAGUCAACCAGACACUGACAUCACCAAAUUACCCAGACGUCUACCCACUCAAAUCUGAAUGUGACUGGUCUGUACGAACACCGAAUAGCCACAUGGUGGAGGCUAAAAUUCUACACAUGGGUCUUACGUGGAAUGUCAAUUGCUCCACGGAUAGCCUAGCAAUUCGUGAUGGAAACAAAACAGCCCCAUACCUUCUUGAACCACAAUGCAAUGGUCGAUAUCUGAACAAAGUUGACUAUCGCUCGGCUAGCAGUGAAAUGACCGUGCAGUUCAGGUCAAAUGGAACUAUACAGAAAGCUGGCAGACAACUAUGCAAGGAUAAGAAGUGUGGAUUUGAGAUGAUGCUGAAAGUUAGCAAUGAAUCUUGUGGUGGAAUUAUUACUGACCAAGAGGGACAGCUUACAACCCCUGGUUACCCAGGGCGAUUGCUGCCUCAUGUCAGGUGCGAAUGGGAAAUGCGUGCUGGCAUUGGCUACCGUUAUCUUUUAUCUUUCGAAUUUUUGGAAAAUCGCGAUGGUUUCUACCAGAAAAGAUUUGGUGGCGAGACUGAUGGGAAAGGAUGUUUUGCAGAUCUGGUGUUCUUCAAUGGCAAACCGAAGCACGAAGCGAUAAACUAUAGGAAUGAUCGCCUAUUCUGUGACUAUAGGAAGACAUUUGUGAGCGAAGCAGAUCUGUUGACUGUAAUGUGA
This is a messenger RNA of Cylicostephanus goldi, 1233 nucleotides long. Lineage: Eukaryota; Metazoa; Nematoda; Chromadorea; Rhabditida; Strongylidae. The record is from the annotation of a GenBank genome assembly.